AUGGAUGAGUUGUACAAAAUUGCAAAGGCCUAUUACGAAACAGCCAAUAUUGAUAAUAAAGGUCUUGGGCACCGAGUUUUCAAGAGAAUGGAUAUGGAUGAUGAUGGCCAGAUAAGUCUUCACGAGUUCUUGGCAUUCCUUAAGAAUGAGGGCCGCAGAGAGAUAGCAAGUCCCAGCUUCUCCAAAGAGCUAAACAAAAACGGAACUGGCAGACUAGAUUUAAUGGAAGCAAUGACACUUUGCUACAUUAUUGAGAGUGGAAGAAAAUUCUGCGAUGGUUGCGGUGAAUUUAUGAAGGGAAUUUUCCUCUCUUGCAUGGAAUGCUUUGAUCAUGAGGAUACGACCCUCAAUCUCUGCUGUGCAUGUUGCGAACAGGGACGAUACGUGCACAGUCACAAGAAAUUCUUGGAUAAUUAUGUUUUCCUCGAAACCAAGAGGUUGGAUGCUUUGAAAGAGAAGAACACUGCAAAGAGGAAGCUUCAGCUGGAAGCUGAGAAGAAGAGAGUGGAAGAAGAAGAAGCUCCAACCCCAGAGGUUAUCACGAAACGGCUCCCCGAACCUGUAAGACACGAGGUUGUCCUCUACAAUCCACAUCAAGGAAAUAUUUGGCAUCUCGCAGCAUCCUUCGCUGGGGCGGUGAUUUCUAGAUGUUGCAUUAUGUGA
Molecule: messenger RNA, 663 nt
Organism: Populus euphratica (Euphrates poplar)
Lineage: Eukaryota; Viridiplantae; Streptophyta; Magnoliopsida; Malpighiales; Salicaceae
Exons: 3
Coding region: 1-663 (220 amino acids)
Molecular function (GO): calcium ion binding
Source: RefSeq, a predicted model, not a curated record